GGUAAGUUAACAUAUUUGUCUUUUUCCACACAAGUGGUAUACACAGUAUUGGUAGUCAAACGCCGCCGUAUUAAUGGCCUAAACCUCGGACAGAGGAAGAGAGUGAAGAGCAGCACACAGGAUGGUUUCUUCUUCUUCUUUAGAACAGAGAAGAACUUGAAAGAAGCAGAAAGAGUUGAAAUCCUUUUGGAGGCAAAGAAAACCCUCGCAGAACCCAAUAAAGCUUUUUCCAACUCACCCUUUUUGUCUUUUUCUUUUCCCCAAUUUUUUCUUCACUGACAAAUGUUCUCCAUUCACAACUUUACUCCAAACACCUUACCUGUCUUCAAAUGCCUAAAUACGUGACUCCGAUUCUUCCCCCAAUUCAUCAUCUUCUAAAUCCUAACGCCGUCGACGUCAUAGCUGCUGCUUCUGGUGUUCAAUGGCGAAGCACGGCGCUCCUUUAUCUUCUUCGGCUGCUAUGGGUGCGCUUUUCUUCCGGAUGCGGUGGAUGAUGGCGGUGGCCUUGUUCCUUUUCCUUUCCUUUGCUCUGAUCAUCCGGUCCAGUAUCGAUUACCCCUCUUCUCAACCCUGCCGUUGCCCUCCCGCCGCCGUUCCUGUCGAGAAGAAGUUCAUUUCUGCUUCACCGCCUCCCCGACGGCCGGUUCUUACUCGAGCUCCGUCUUCUGCUAGACCUCUUAGUUUCAUGAAGUCUAAGCUCGUGCUUCUCGUCUCCCAUGAGCUGUCUCUAUCAGGUGGGCCAUUGUUACUGAUGGAACUGGCAUUUCUGCUCCGAGAGGUUGGUGCUGAUGUUCGUUGGGCAACAAAUCAGAGACCAACCGGCUCAGAUAAUGUUGUAUACAGUUUGGAGCACAAAAUGAUGGAUAGAGGGGUACAGGUUAUGUCUGCCAAAGGUCAAGAAGUGGUAAAUACUGCUCUAAAAGCCGAUCUAGUUGUUCUGAACACUGCCGUUGCUGGAAAGUGGUUGGAUUCUGUUCUUAAGGAAAAAGUUCCUUUAGUUCUACCGAAAACUUUGUGGUGGAUCCAUGAAAUGCGGGGUCAUUAUUUCAGCUUAGAUUAUGUGAAGCACCUCCCUUUCGUUGCUGGUGCAAUGAUUGAUUCCCAUGUCACUACAGAAUAUUGGAAAAAUAGGACACAGGAACGACUAAGGAUCAAGAUGCCAAAAACUUAUGUUGUUCAUCUUGGGAAUAGCAAGGAGCUCAUGGAAGUUGCUGAGGAUAGUGUGGCAAGAAGGGUUUUGCGAGAGCAUGUUCGUGAAUCGCUCGGUGUUCAGAGUGAAGAUAUCCUCUUUGCAGUGAUAAACAGUGUUUCCCGUGGAAAAGGACAGGAUCUUUUUUUACAGUCUUUUCACGAGAGCCUAGUACACGUCAAGCGCCAGAAGCUACAAGUGCCACCUAUACAUGCUGCAAUUGUGGGGAGUGAUAUAAAUGCUCAGACCAAGUUCGAGUCUGAACUUAGAGCAUUUGUUGAAUCUAAACAAAUUCAGGGUUAUGUCCACUUUGUCAACAAGACUCUUGCUGUGGCUCCCUAUCUGGCUGCUAUUGAUGUUCUUGUUCAAAAUUCGCAGGGACGAGGUGAAUGUUUUGGGAGGAUAACAAUUGAAGCCAUGGCAUUUCAGUUACCUGUACUGGUAAUUUCUGCUUGUUCUUGGGAGUAGAUUUACGUGCACUUGUCCAUUAAUAUUCCCAUGCGACAUGUAUUUUGUCUAGAUGACUCGUGGUAUUAGUUGGUUCUUUCCUGUGGCAUGAAUUUUCAGGGAACAGCAGCAGGUGGCACCCAGGAAAUUGUGGUAAACGGUUCAACUGGCAUUCUACAUCCAGUGGGGAAAGCAGGGGUGGUACCUCUUGCGAGGAACUUGGUUAAACUUGCAACUCAUGUAGAAAGGCGAUUGACAAUGGGAAAGAAGGGUUACCAGAAAGUGAAAGAAAGGUUUUUGGAACGUCACAUGGAGCAAAGGAUCGCAUCAGUUCUCAAGGAUGUACUCCGAACAGUCAAAGCACGCCACAAAGCAAAGCGAGUUUAAUCCUUCGUGCUGCUGUGAGAAAUACAGAUAGUCCCAUAGUAAUCAUGUUGAAAAGCACCAUGUUCAGUAUGAACCUGAUCUUCUCAGGUUCUCUCUAAAAAGCCUUAUAUCCUUCAAAUAGAUGUUCCAAAAUAGGAUUCAUGAUUUAACAUCGGCCGUGCUAUGUCUUAAUGAUGGGCAUCUGAGUUGAUCAGUUAAGCAAAGCCUGCUUCUCUUAAGCUACUUGUCCUAAUUUGUCUUGGUUGGUGCAUGCAAAACUGAUAAAAGCAACCGAAGUUAAACCCCCAACGAAAUGGGAACUAAGUCAUUGUACAGAAACCAGAUAUAUUUGCAUUAGAAGUGAUCACCACACCAAAUUACAUAGCACAUUGAGGGGAUACCAACAGAUAUCCAUCCUCAUGCUCAAGGACGGACUCAACACGAACACACACAACUACACGAGAGUGCAUGAAAACCUGAGGCUCUCUUCGUGGUAGUUUUAUUACAAAGCAACUUCCUUAACAAGUAGGAGUAACAUCAAACACUUGGAUAGAAAAACAAGUAUAGAUUUAAGGUGAUUGAUCUAGUGGCCGCCGGGCAGCUUCUCCUUGAUCUUCUCCAUCAUUCCUUUCUUCUCGUGUUGCUCGCCUCCAACGCCAUAUCCCUGGCCAGUAGUUCCAGUGGUACCAUAACCUGUACCAGUGGUGCCACCAUAGCCUGCCUGCUGCUGGCCCUCCUUGUGACCACCUGGCAGCUUCUCCUUGAUCUUCUCCUUUAUCCCUUUCUUCCUCCUUCCGCCUUGCCCAUCAUCCUCAGACUGCAUUCAUUGAAAAUCAAAACUAAAUGAUUAGAAUCCGCAAUCAUUGAAACAGGGUGGUUAAUCAAGGGAAAGCGUGAAUUAGUACUUACUGAGCUGGAGCUGCCACUGCCUGAGCGAUGAAGCAUGCCACCAAGGCCACCGCCCUCCUUAUGGUGCUCUCCAGUUCCUAACCCAGUACCACCGGUUGGGCCGGUGGAACCAAACCCAGUGGCGCCGCCAGUACCUGUCUGGUAAGCACCGGUGGUGCCGGUAGCACCACCCUGAGAGCCAUAGGCUCCAGUGGUGCCAGUGGUUCCAUAUUCACCCAUGGUGCCUCCGUGGUGGACAGGGUUACCAUACUCGUCAGUCUG
This is a messenger RNA of Oldenlandia corymbosa var. corymbosa, 3172 nucleotides long. NCBI's taxonomy places the organism in Eukaryota, Viridiplantae, Streptophyta, Magnoliopsida, Gentianales, Rubiaceae. The record is from the annotation of a GenBank genome assembly.